Temnothorax curvispinosus is the source of this 2089-nucleotide messenger RNA. Its product is annotated as carnosine N-methyltransferase. Gene Ontology annotation, molecular function: S-adenosylmethionine-dependent methyltransferase activity. The transcript is spliced from 7 exons. The coding region runs from base 636 to 1820 and encodes 394 amino acids. NCBI's taxonomy places the organism in Eukaryota, Metazoa, Arthropoda, Insecta, Hymenoptera, Formicidae. The record is from RefSeq and is a predicted model, not a curated record.
UUCGCGCUCGCGUUUGAACGACACACGCGCAGAACGAUGGCGUCGCACGUCGCACUUCCGUCCUUCGCUCGCUUUCUCGGUCACGUGGCAAGCGCAAACACGCCGCGCGCGGGAUCGCGGUUUGACGGUGUGCGGGGUCGAGAGGGGGGCAAGAUCCCAGCUCGGUGAACAGCUGACUCGGGAGUAGGGGGAAGCUACGAUAGUUUGGAGUUGGCGAAACGGAGAGAAUCGACCGCGAUCUCCCGGGAUCUGUUUGUCUCAGGCGAGCGUGCCGCACCCUCCGUGCCCCCUUCACCCCCACGAUCGACGUUUAUUUCAUUAUAACCGCGGAAGAUGUGAAAGGGGACACCGACCGCGCGAUCCCGGUCAGCUGUACCCGCCGCGUCGCGUUUCCCUUCCGCUCCGACGCGCGACGCGUACGUCUCUCUCGUUUCGGGUGCAGAAGGUGCGGGUCCGCGGGCCGCUAACGAGAGCGGCUCCGAGAGUCCUCGAGUCCCGUUCGUGCGAACGGGCUGUAAACGCGCUUCUUCGCGGCACGACGUGCGAGAGAGCGCGGCGCGGAGAAGCGAGAGAGGUGGGAUUCGUUACAAAACAAGGCCCGCGCGCCGCGCGCUUCACGAGGCGGAGCGUUAAAGAUGGAAGCGAUGAACGUGAGCUCGCAUCCCAGGAGAAUGCACAACAGUUACGAGGACGAGGAGGAGCGGAAGCACUUCCAGAGGAUCGUUUCCGCGUUCAGAUAUUACAAGACGCAUUCUCUGCUGAGAGUAAGAAAAACGGAGUCCUAUUUCCUUAGUCUGCCACAACAUCACCAGAAGCUUUUGUCGAAAUACAGGGAACACCUGCAAGAGGUCAAACGGUGUAUUGAAUACAAUGAUCAGAUCAUAAAGCUCGUGAUAAAAGAUGUGGCCCAUAUAUUCGAAAAUGUCUGUCCAAACACCGCACAAGUUGACAACACGAUAAAUCUAAGGCCUGUAAUGUCAGAUCAGGAGAAAGUGCAAGCUACCAUUAAGCAAUUGGUACGAGACUGGAGUGUGGAAGGUGCUGAGGAACGAAAAGCGUGCUAUCAGCCAAUCGUUGACGAAAUAUUAUGUCAAUUUCCAUCGGAGCUUUGUACGCCGUCGGACAUACAUAUUUUAGUACCUGGUGCCGGAUUGGGUCGUCUCGCCUUCGAGAUUGCGAAGCGCGGAUAUACCUGUCAAGGGAAUGAAUUUUCCCUGUUCAUGCUGUUUGCGUCAAACUUUGUAUUAAAUAAAUGUAGAGAUAUAAACUUGUAUAAUGUACAUCCGUGGGUGCACCAGUAUAUGAACAACUUGAAACCCGAGCAUCAAACGCAAGCGGUUUCCUUUCCCGACGUGAGCCCGAGCGAUCUUCCAGGAACCGCGCAAUUUUCUAUGACCGCGGGUGACUUCUUAGAGGUUUAUACGGAAAGCAAUCAUUGGGAUUGCGUUGCGACAUGUUUCUUUAUAGAUUGUGCUAAUAAUGUUGUGCAAUUUAUCGAGACAAUUUAUAAGAUCCUGAAGCCAGGUGGCGUCUGGAUAAAUCUCGGACCGUUGCUCUAUCAUUUCAGCGAUUUACCGAAUGAAGAGUCAAUCGAGCCGAGUUACGAGGCCAUCCGCGACGUCAUUCUGGGCUUCGGCUUCCAAUUGGAGAAGGAGCAGACAAAAGUGAAAACACGUUAUGCUCAGAACGUUAACAGUAUGUUACAGUGCGAAUACAAUAGCGUGUACUUUGUUUGUCGAAAACCUAACGGACAUGCAGACGGUGUAAAUCACAAUCAGAAUGGGGACGAAAUUAACAGUGUGCAAGAACAAGAGAACUGAUUAAAGCGUGGCGCUUUUUCUUCGGGAAGAGUUAAACGCUAAAAAGUUAAUUGUUUAAGUGCACCCGUGUUUCACGAACUUUUGCUGGAAAUGGUUCCGUGAGAUUAUGUAAUAUCCAAGAUUUAUACUUUUUCUUUCUUUUUUUACAUCUUUACCUGUCUCAAAAGACUCAUUUCGUACGAGCGAAUUUUCAAUGGUACUACGAGAAAUUGUCUUCACAACUUCAGUAAUGAUUUGAAGAUAAUAGACAAAUUAUUUUUUUAAAUUCA